Molecule: messenger RNA, 297 nt
Organism: Linum trigynum
Lineage: Eukaryota; Viridiplantae; Streptophyta; Magnoliopsida; Malpighiales; Linaceae
Source: the annotation of a GenBank genome assembly
AUGCUGAAUCUAAAAGCUCUCUUCUUAGAAAUCUUCACUCCUCUUUACCUCUUCCCCCCUCACCACCACAAAGCUCAAGAAAGCGAUGAGGUCCUUCUUGCUCUCCAUCGCAAUUGUCGGUCUGGUUCACAUCGAUCAAUGGCGGUUCUGGAAGGCGCAGCCGUAUCCACCAUCUCGGUGGGAGAAGAACCACAGGCGGCUGAUUCUCCGGUGUUAAUCGAGGCGGUGAACAAUGUACAGGUGGCAACGAGGCUUCUAGAAGUUGAAUCGGAGAUUUCCGUCAAUUCGGAGACGUGA